Molecule: messenger RNA, 2273 nt
Organism: Cylicocyclus nassatus
Lineage: Eukaryota; Metazoa; Nematoda; Chromadorea; Rhabditida; Strongylidae
Source: the annotation of a GenBank genome assembly
AUGUUGCCCAGAAAUCAGACGGGCAGCCAAAUUUUGGCAGAACUAGGCGCUAUCUCAACCGAUAAGCCAACGAUGAAAGAAGCAAUUCCAACAACUGAAGAUGAAAACGAAAGUGACGAGGGCAAAGGCGAAAUUCCCAACUGCAAAUUCUCGGCCUGUGGAGAUCCCAUGCAUAACCUAACAGCAUGUGAAGGUAUUGCCACCCCAGCCCUGAUACAGGUCACGACGCCUAAGGCAACUGCUCGGAAGAUUGUCGGCAAAAGACAUUUACAACAACAGGACCUCAGCUGCACCGAUAUGGAGGGAACAAAGCUGGACCUCUAUUGUGUUCGAACUGAAAACGUUAAUGUGGAUUUACUUCAGUAUCAGCGUCCAAUUUCCACAUCAACUUCUCCACAAGAUCGUGCUCUCCACUGUACCACCUCUAGCAUGGGCCAUAUUUUCACCUGUCUGCCAACUCGACAACGUCCACUGCGAUAUCCCGGCAAAGAAAGCAGUUCUGAUAUAGAUAUGUACAUAUUAUUCUCGUGUUUCAUCUCGUCGUUCUCAUUUCUCCUGCUGGCCGGAAUGGGUUUGCUGCGAUACGCAGCUUUUUUCGGCGUUUCUGCCCUAUUGAUUCGGUAUGGUUUGUAUAUGCUUUACACGAAACAUCCCAUUCAUGUCGAUGGAGAAAUUGACAGCAAGUUUGAUGGUGUUCAAAAAGCUUUUGAGCAAAAUUUUGAAGAUGGAUGGGAAGCAGAAGGUGCUUCAUUGGCAGUGUUUGUGAAAGGACGAAAAGUUGUUGAUUUAUGGGGUGGGUACGCCGAUGUACAGGCUGCUAGGAUAUGGAGAAAGGAUACCAUGAGUGUUGUAUUCUCUACCACAAAAGCAGUAGCGGCCCUUUGCAUAGCGCUUUUAGCAGAUCGUGGAAGACUAAAAUACGGCGAUCUUGUUUCCAAGCAUUGGCCGGGAUUUGCUAAAAAUGGAAAGGGAAACAUUACCAUCGAGUGGGUGAUGUCCCAUAUGGCAGGGCUUCACUACUUUGACACACCAGUCACGGAAGAAAUGGCAAGGGAUCAUAACCUGAUGCGAAAAAUAAUCGAGGACGAGGUUCCCAAGAUUCCUCCAGGAACCGCCAGCGGAUACCACACGUACACUUAUGGUUGGCUAGUGGAUCAAAUCAUAAGGCAUACGGAUGAGAAGAAACGUGGAAUUGGACAGUUCCUAAGGGAGGAGAUCACUCAACCCAACGGCAUUGACUUCCACAUUGGCUUAAAUCUAUCCGAAGAAUACCGUAUGGCUCGAGUAACCCCGCUUCCUGUUAUGGAAGUAAUAAGAGAAAUAAUAAGGAAUCCCCCGGUUGGCAUCAUUAUAUACAACAUUAUGACAGCUAACAAGAAUAGCCCGUUUGCGCGCUCUAUCGCAAACCCGUCGUGGUCGGAUAUGGUCACGAAAUGUACCAUAAAUAACCCCGAGCACCAUACCCUAGAACAAGCAGCAGCGUUUGGCAUCGGAAACGCACGAUCUUUAGCACAGAUUUUCAACUUGUUUGUCAACGGGCGCAUCGUCAGUGAAAAGACUCUCAAGUUCUUAGAAAAGCCGGUAAUCAACGAGACGGACUAUGUGACACAAGCGCCAAUGGUCAAAGGACAUGGUUUCUUCUAUCGUCCACCAAUUGGAGGAAAUCUGCCAAUAAUAGGACAUGACGGUCACGGAUGUCAACAAUUGACCAUUGACUUGGAGAGAAAAGCCGUCAUAGCUUACGUCACCAAUGGGGUGAAGAUGGGAAUGUAUGACACCUGCAGAACUUAUGUUCGUCUACAUAACGCUGUGUACGACGUUAUUAAGCAUUCAUGAUCACGUUCAAGUCUAUCGUCCAUUUUUGCUCGGGUAUUUUAGCUUGAAAAUAGGGCUAAAAGCCUUUUUUUGUUGAGAGUUGCCAAGUCCCUUGAAUCGAAAGAACCAAGAAGCAAAGAUCUUUAGUGUGAAUUUUCUCUCCUGUAAGCACUUUGUGACUACGUUUUUGGAGUUAUGCAGCCCGUUGUAUCUGAAUGUUAGCAGCAUUCGGAAGCACGCCUCAGAAAGAAUUUUUUGGAAAUCUUUGCUGAGUGCUGUGUUUUGGAGGUAGAGCUCAUAGGGAUUGAUCUGCGACACUUUGCAAACAUUCCGUAUAGUUUUGUUUUCUCUGGCUAAAUGUGUUUUUUAUUCAAAGAAAUUCUUUGUGUUUAUUUUGGAUUUGCAAAUUGCAACAGUUUAGAGCAAGAAAGUUCUAAAAGUGACUCAGUAUUUGAUAG